AUGACUGCGCAGUUGUGGCCCACACACCGGAAGCGCUGCAAGCUACCCUCUCAGCCGCUGCAAGUGCUUAUGGCAGACUGGGCCUCUCUGUCAACGUGGCAAAAACCGAGUAUCGACAGGGAGGUUCAAAACCGGAUCAAGCAGGCGUCAGCAUCUUUUGGCAGACUCAGGGGAAGGGUCUUCCAGAACAAAGACCUUAAGCUACAUACCAAGGUAGCGGUCUAUUUAGCUGUGGUCAUGACGACCCUCCUCUACAGCUGUGAAGCGUGGACCCUGUACAGCCGCCACCUCAGGAUGCUGGAGGCCUUCCACAUCAGGUGCUUACAAUGCAUCCUGGGGAUAUCCUGGAAGGACAGAGUCCCCCACACUGAAAUACUCUGCAAGACCAACUGCACCAGUGUGGAGGCUACAGUCACCCAGCACCAACUUCGCUGGCUAGGCCACGUUAUCAGGAUGCCAGAAGAACGCUUACCACGCAAGGUGCUUUAUGGUCAGCUUCAUCUUGGUCACCACUUGGCAGGAGGCCCAAAAAAGCAUUAUAAAGAUCAAAUGAAGACUAUCAUGAAGAAAUGCGGCCUGAACCCAACCCAGCUGGAGGACACUGCAGUCCAACGUUCCACCUGGCGGCAGCUCCUCCAACAAGGAGUUCAUAAGCUUGAGGAGGACCGAAGUGGUCAACGAGCCAGGAAGCGUCAAAGAAGGCAUGAAGCCAUUGCCACACCUGCACCCCCAGUCAGUGCCUUCACCUGCUCUGUUUGCGGCAGAUCAUGUGGAUCACGGAUUGGACUAUUCAGCCACAUGAGGACUCACAAAACAUAG
Entelurus aequoreus (snake pipefish) is the source of this 819-nucleotide messenger RNA. RefSeq lists its product as uncharacterized. Lineage: Eukaryota; Metazoa; Chordata; Actinopteri; Syngnathiformes; Syngnathidae. The transcript is spliced from 2 exons. The coding region runs from base 1 to 819 and encodes 272 amino acids. The record is from RefSeq and is a predicted model, not a curated record.